Sporothrix schenckii 1099-18 is the source of this 468-nucleotide messenger RNA. RefSeq lists its product as uncharacterized. Lineage: Eukaryota; Fungi; Ascomycota; Sordariomycetes; Ophiostomatales; Ophiostomataceae. The transcript is spliced from 3 exons. Bases 1 to 468 code for a protein of 155 amino acids. The record is from RefSeq and is a predicted model, not a curated record.
AUGAUGACAAACAUCCAGCACAGAUUCUCGCUCGAGCAGCUGUCGGCCGAGGUGUCGCUGGUAUCCUGUGUGGUCCUUUGGUACACGGUAUCGUCUUUUGCAAUUCGGCGCCGCGGCUUGGACCAGUACCAGUCGUUGUUUUUCCUCGUUGCUGGGGGGGCCGUUGCCGGGGUGGCCGUCGUUGUAGAGGCAAGCAAACAUGUCGUUCUGCUCGCUUAUGUACCCUGGGCGGCCUGCCUUGCGAUGGCGGCCAGUUCGGCGGCCCAUACACUCUGGCGGCAGAUGCUCCAACCGGAGGCGAACCAGGACAUGCUGGCAGACGGCAAGUAUUUUGCACCCUGGUAUAUGCCCUAUCAUCGCCGCAAUGGUGGUAUGGAGAAAGUGAUCGAUGACGACCAUCCUUGUGGGAGUGUGGAUGUCAUUGUUGUUGUUGACGAUGCCGCCGUUGCCACAUACAUUGGGGGUUGA